AUGAAACCGCUGCAUCUGCUCCCGGCGGGCGAAGCCCACCCGCACCGCAUCUCGUCGCCACUGUCGGAGCCGGGAGUGGUCUUCAUCAAAACGCACGCCACUGGCUCGAGCACACUGACGUCGAUCAUGCACCGCUUUUGCGACGCCAACGGCAGCACGUGCUUUGUCUACCCACGGGGCGUGCACGCAGGUUCUACAUUGAGCGCCGCACAGCUGCGUGAUUGGGUGGCGCCCGAUUCCAUCCGCAUUUUUGCUAACCACGCAGUCUACGAGCCGGUUUCCUUUGCUGCCCUCUUCCCCACCCACAAGGUUGUCUCGCUCUUCCGGCACCCGGUUGCGCGGCUCGCCUCCUCGCUCCGCCACGCGCGCACUGCGAAGCUCGAGUGGUGGCUCAGUGCGGCGCUUUCAGGCCGCCCACGCGCACUCCCCUGGGCUCGCGCGUGCGGCCCGCAGGGCCCGCUCAUGUCUGAGCACGUGCCGCUGCAGCAUCUGUGGCGGCUCGACCUUGUGAUGCUCACCGAGGAGUACGACCGGUCUCUCGUGCUUCUCCGUCGGCUGCUUGGCUGGUCGCUCGCAGACCUGCUCUACUUGCGCCUGAAGGAGUCCUCCGGCCACCAGCAAGCCUUGGCGAGCCGCUUUGAGCGCUGGCUGUAUGGUGCAGUGGCCAACACGAGCGAAGGCUCGGCCGCCAACCUGAUGUGGCAGCGCUGCGUGCUCAGCGAUGAGACCCGCCUGUACUUUUGGGCGCAGCAGCGCUUUCGCGAGCAGCUCAGGGUCGCGGCCCCCGGCAUCGAGCAGGAAGAGCGCCGCUUCGCUGAGCUGCAGGCCGAGCUCGCCGCCGCCUGUAGCGGCACCAAGGCCGCUGCGAGGCCUCACUGCGCGCGAUUCUUCGAGGACAACCUCCAGUGGAACGCUCGGCACGGCGGGGGUACUACCAGGGCUGCCUCGGGCGCAUCGACUACGGAGACUGACCGGCAGGAGCGCCGGAGUGACCACACCUGA
Molecule: messenger RNA, 1002 nt
Organism: Emiliania huxleyi CCMP1516
Lineage: Eukaryota; Haptophyta; Isochrysidales; Noelaerhabdaceae
Exons: 1
Coding region: 1-1002 (333 amino acids)
Biological process (GO): glycolipid biosynthetic process
Cellular component (GO): membrane
Molecular function (GO): galactosylceramide sulfotransferase activity
Source: RefSeq, a predicted model, not a curated record